AUGUAUGAGGUUUCUUCUAAAUUCGAUGAACCUCGAGCAAGAGUUGUCACGAAUCCAGUGUUUGCGGUUGAGGUACCGAGAGGGAAGUGGUUGGUGGUCGGGAACCAGGUGAUCAACUCGCGUGGAUUCCAGGGUAUGAUGGGCGCAGGAUUCAAGGUCAUAGUACCGGAUUCUACUCCCGACUACUCACCCACUGCAAUGCCAUAUAUGGGAUCGGACUGGAUCUGGCUUUACUCUGGCGCAUCUACACUGCUGCCGCUACUGUUCCCGUUGUUUGCCGCCGUCUUUGGCGCGACGAUGAUUUGGAAGCAGUUUACUAGUAUCAGAGCCGUGGAAAAAGACUGCGAAGAGAUGAUGCAAUGGAAGGAUUACUAUGAAAGACAUCUCAUGCCUAAAUAUCCUUCUGUUCCUAACAUAUAUGAUUAA
Molecule: messenger RNA, 426 nt
Organism: Ostertagia ostertagi
Lineage: Eukaryota; Metazoa; Nematoda; Chromadorea; Rhabditida; Trichostrongylidae
Source: the annotation of a GenBank genome assembly